Strongylus vulgaris is the source of this 225-nucleotide messenger RNA. Lineage: Eukaryota; Metazoa; Nematoda; Chromadorea; Rhabditida; Strongylidae. The record is from the annotation of a GenBank genome assembly.
AUGGCAACUGUCGGCUAUGGCGAUGCGAAACCAGUUACUGCAUCCAAGAAAUAUUUAGUCGGGAAGUUGGUAGCAACAGCGACAUCCAUAUGCGGUAUCAUUGUGCUUGCCUUCCCUAUCUCGAUGAUAGUUGAGAAGUUCGCAACAGCACAGCAGAGGGCAAUUGAAGAAGAUCAAAUUCAUCAAGGUUUGUUCGGUGACUCAUUGAUUGCCAAAAAUCAGUAG